This is a messenger RNA of Copidosoma floridanum, 2305 nucleotides long. RefSeq names its product serine-enriched protein. The record is from RefSeq and is a predicted model, not a curated record. Gene Ontology annotation, molecular function: protein binding. Lineage: Eukaryota; Metazoa; Arthropoda; Insecta; Hymenoptera; Encyrtidae.
CCGUCGCUUACGACCUUGCGUGGGUGGAAACGCGUAGUACCCGCGUUGUCGCCGUCCUCGCGAGCUCCGCAGUUGCUUAUUCCCGGCGUGGCACCCGUCACACAGCAGCUCCGAAGGUUCGUUGGGUCGCUCGUCAAAGCUAGCAAAGGUGUUGUUUCGACGCGCCAACAGCAGCUGCAGCCCGACGGCCGACAGGGCUCCGGGACCCGAGCAACAGAAGCUGCCACGCGGCACUAGGGGGCUCGAGGAGGGCGAUCCGGGGGUGCGGGUGGACGAGAUGCCGGAGGCGGCCUCGAGCUCGGGCGAGCUGCUCGACGAGCAGGACCACUCGAUCUUCGAGAACAAGACGGGCCUGGCCGAGGAUCUAAAGUUCCUGGCCCGCAUGCCCGAGCUAUGCGACGUCACCUUCCUGGUGGGCGAAUCCAAGGAGCCGGUCUGCGCGGUCAAGGCCGUUCUCGCCUCGAGGAGCAAGGUCUUCCACAAGCUGUUGUACCAGGCGCCCAGCCCCCAGCGCAAAAAGGAGCAGGUCAAAGAGAACAAGCUCAAGUACUUUCUCAAGCGAAGCUCCGAGCCCCUCCUGAACCUGCAAAAUGCCGCUCAACAGCGAUCCGGCUUUACGCAGCAACUGGCUUCCAUUCAAGAGCCCCAGUCCAACCAGCACCACACACUGGUGGUGAAGGAAUUCGAGGCGGACGUGUUUCGCCAGCUGAUCGAAUACAUUCACACGGGAUGCGUGACCCUGCAGCCGCGCACACUGCUCGGGGUAAUGAACGCGGCGGACUACUAUGGGCUGGACGAGCUGCGCCGGGCGUGCGCCGGCUUCGUCCAGUGCUGCAUCACCGUCGACACGGUCUGUGCCCUGCUGGGCUCCGCCGAGCGGUACAUUCAGUACAAGUGCACCAAGUCCCUCGUACAGAAGGUUUUGGAGUUUGUCGACGAACGGGGCAACGAGGUGCUGAACCUCGGCUCGUUCACUCUGCUGCCCCUGCACGUGGUGCGCUUGAUCUUGGCGCGGGAGGAACUCAGUGCCGAUGAGUUUACCAAGUUCCAGGCGGCUCUCAUGUGGAGUAAAAAGCACUGCGACAACUACCCGAACCAGGCGCUCAAGGACGUCAUCGGCAACUUUCUCGAGUACAUCCAGUUCCACAAGAUCCCGGCGACGGUGCUCAUGCACGAGGUCAACCCGCUCGGGCUCGUGCCCCACUCGAUAAUCGUCAACGCUCUGGCCUACCAGGCAGACCCAACCAGUGUCGAUCCCGAGCAGUUGUCUCCCCACCGAGUGAGGAGGCAGGGUCGCAGCAUGUCCGUCCAGUCGUCGCUGGACCCUUACGGCAGCAACGUGAGCCUCAACUCGCUCGGCAGCGAGGCCGGAUCCGGGAGCGACCACCGCCAACACUCGAGCAUGGCCUGACAACCGUCAUUGGACCACCACCACCACCACCAUCAUUCGCAGCAACAGCUUCUCGGCACGGGUGUGGUCCCCCAACAACAGCAGGACCACAAGAUCGUGGUGCGCGCGGACGUGGAGGUGGUCACGUCGCCACCGACCCCGACGCCGCCUCCCGGACGUACACCUUCGCCGCCCGCGCCGGCCGCUUCCGAGCCCUCCGGCUUCUACAUACGCAUGGUGCUACGCCAAGAGGGACACCUCACCAAUCUCGUUUGGCUUUUCAAGACGCACAAGUUCUAAGUUCGAUCGCAUCGUGUUUGUAUACCCUUCGUCGUUGCAUACCUAUGUCACGUGCCGUUCUUACUGUAUCGUGUGCCAGAGAAACCUGUACCAAACAUUUCGAUUCUUCACGUAGCUUUUUUUUUUAUAGUUGACUGUAGUUUUGAUAAUAACCGAAUAAAUUAAAAAGGUACGACUCUAUUUUUAAUACUCAGGUUAGAUGUUGUCCGUGCAAGGGACAGCCACGCUUUUAGUCCAUCAAGGCCAAUUGGACAUUAUGAGAUUAUUGGUAUACAUUGGUACCUACAAUAUUUCACGGCAAAGUAAUGAACCGUCGGUUACCGUGUACCCAAUAGGUAUUAGCUUCUUUCGAAUCUAAAUUUCUCACUGCCACGCUCAUGGGCGAUCGCUAACAUUUUUGAAAAAAGAGAAAGAGAGAGAGAGAGAGUGAUUAGAAAGGAAGAUACGAUUGAAAAUAAUCCGCGCAGAAAAACAAAAAAAAAAGGAGAAAUAACAAAAGGGCCCACGCUUCCCCUCUUGAUGUCUGAACUUCUCACACGUCUAUACAAACUUGCAAGUACCUAUACACUUAUAAUUAUAUAUGUAUAAAUAUCGUAAUAAAAAAAAAAAAAAAAA